This is a messenger RNA of Jaculus jaculus (lesser Egyptian jerboa), 2908 nucleotides long. It is a transcript of the gene Macir, whose product is annotated as macrophage immunometabolism regulator. The record is from RefSeq and is a predicted model, not a curated record. Gene Ontology annotation, biological process: negative regulation of fibroblast migration; negative regulation of cytokine production involved in inflammatory response. The coding region runs from base 437 to 1060 and encodes 207 amino acids. The transcript has 4 exons. Lineage: Eukaryota; Metazoa; Chordata; Mammalia; Rodentia; Dipodidae.
GGUAGCUGGCGCCCGAGCUCGGUGGGAGCGGAGAGGGUACCCGGCUGGCUCGGCUGGCGGCUUGUACCCGCAUCUCGGUGCCGCAGCCCUGUGCCUCUCCCGCCCUCGUCUCUGGCUCAGCAGCCCCGGGCACCGAGGAGGCGGCGGAACCCUGGGCUGCCGAUACUUCAAAACACAGUAUUGGUGAUUAUUGCAGAACCUUUCGCUACUUUAUUAAUUGAAGUCCACAACUUCUGGUUAAACAAUUGUGCUUUAAUGAAUGUUUCACAGAUUUUUUGGAAUCUUAAUUAUGUGACCAUAUUAUGAACUUCAAAAUGAACAUGUAUCUGGAGUAGAACACAAAAAUUAUUAUGCCUGUGCUCCCUUGGGACUCUUUGGAAACUAUACAGUGAAAUCUUCUGGGAUUUUGUCUGGAGUGUACGGACUGGUGCCUAAGAUGGAAGUAGAUAUAAAUGGCGAGUCCAGAAGUCCCCUGGCCACCCUGCCCUUGCCCGUGGCGGAGGGGAGCUCGCCAGGAAAAGUGGAGGCCGAGAAACCCCGCUGUUCUAGCACACCCUGCUCGCCCAUGCGUCGGACUGUGUCGGGCUAUCAGAUCCUCCACAUGGACUCUAACUAUUUGGUUGGCUUCACAACUGGCGAGGAACUCCUGAAGUUAGCCCAGAAGUGCACAGGAGGCGAGGAGAGCAAAGGAGAAGCCAUGCCUCCCUUGCGCUCCAAACAGCUGGACGCAGGACUUGCGCGCUCCUCCCGUUUGUAUAAAACCCGAAGUAGGUACUAUCAGCCCUAUGAGAUUCCAGCUGUCAACGGCAGGAGGCGAAGGAGGAUGCCCAGCUCUGGAGACAAGUGCACUAAAUCCUUACCUUAUGAACCUUACAAAGCCCUCCACGGGCCCUUGCCUCUUUGUCUACUUAAAGGUAAGAGGGCUCACUCCAAAUCUCUGGACUACCUCAAUCUAGACAAAAUGAAUAUCAAGGAGCCAGCUGACACAGAAGUGUUACAGUACCAGCUGCAGCACCUCACCCUCCGAGGGGACCGGGUGUUCGCUAGGAAUAAUACAUGAAUGACUUCAGAGAUCCAACCACUUUAGGUCAGCCUGUACUCGGCUAGAGAAAUCUACUGUCGUACCCUGUACAUGACUCUUCACACUAUAGAUGGUUAUAUCAGCUAAGUGUUCCUGGAACAUAAAAGUUGUUUGGAUCAAGUUUUGGAUACAGGAAUGAAAUUACAGGUACUUGGGGUGGGGGUGGGGUAUAUCAUUCUAGAGCGCACACCUGCAAAGGAAAAAGAUAGUGGAUCACGAGUUUGCAUAGCUUUUCAGCUAGGAACAGGCUUUGGUACAGUAAUUUCAUUUUUAUGAUUCUGACACUCAAAUUGGGAAUGUUAUACCUACGUGGUUGCUGAUUUGGUAUGAUUCAUUAGAAAUUUAUAUCUUAAGUACUCAAGUACUUCUUGGAUCUCUGUAUUUUAUUAUAAAAUGUAUGUAAUGAUUUGUUUUAUGAAACUUAGAACUUGAACAUUGCUGAAUUGGACCACUUUUUAUUUUUAAAUAUUGAGUUCAAAUAUUUUAUAACUGAUUUUGCACUGAAAAUAAUUAACAUUUCAGAUUAAGAGAAUAAUCUUUCUUCACUUGCCUCAAUAACAUUAUUGAGCAAUGAAUUCUUUAUUUCCGCAUGGAAAGUUAUUGAUCUCUAUGGCUGUAAAAUAUUUCUUUAUAGCAUUAUUAAAAUGUGUCUUAAUAAAAUUGAAUUUGGGAUACAAAGUGUUUAUUUUACAAUGGGUAGUGGGUGGAAAGCUUUUCCAGAAAGUUGCCAAUAUGAAGUUUUCAUAAGUUGAAAAACUAUACUUAGUGAUUAUUUUCUGAUUUAAAAUUCAGCUGGAACCUUAAAAUGGAAAGGAUUCUCUUAAUUGUGGAUUAUAGGCAUAAAACUAUUUGCAUCUGAAUUUUUCUGUAAGUGAAUGGAACUUUAAUAGAGGAUCUCGUGAUUUCUACUAUUGAAUGCUUAAACUAAGUAUGAAGUGAUACCAUUCAGCAUGGCAUUGGGUCAUUCCAGUUUUAGUUCUCUGCAACAUAGCAUUCGUUGAAAUUCCAGUUUCUAGGAUUAGGGUAGCAGCCUAACGUCCUUCUACAGUUUUAAUGGGCUAAUCCUGGAUUACUUAACAAUUUAUGUCAGUUGCAUUGGUUGAAUUUGUUGCUAAAGAAAUAAUGCCCUGCCUUUAGUAACAAAUGUAGCUCAACUAAUCUUGACUAUAUUUUGGGGAAAAAUGUGUGUAACUUAACCUUUUGUAAACAUUUCUAUUUCUUUUUUCAUUCCCAUUUGAGUUUUGAAGGUGCAAUUUAUUGAUUUGGCAUUUCUGGCAGCAUAGAGUUACUUAUUUUAUAUCUUCUUUGGGGCAUUGUGAGUUUCUUAGGGGUUAAUAUCCUUGCUUAUAAAAAUAAGAAAACCUUUUAAUUAAUAAGUGGGUCAUCCCUGGAAUAAUUGCGAUUUGCCUUUAUCCAGAAUGAAUCGCAAACUAUUUUAGAUCAGCAUAACUAUUUAAAAACCCUAGGGACUUAAUCAAUGUUUAUUAUACUUCUGCAAAGGCAAGCCAUGUGAUGAAAUGUGUGAAAAGACCUUGGGAGGUUGGACCAUGUCUUAUUGACUUGAUCAGAUUUCUUGGUGGGCUGGAAAUUUUCAGCUGUUGUCUAUUGUAAAGUAAAUUGCACCUUUGUAAUAUAUUGUGUUGAAGAAUGAUCACUAAGAUUAACUAUAUCUAUACAGUCAUUAGUUUGACAAGAAAUAGAAUCCUGUCAGAUGCCAAAGAGUUGGGAUUUUUACAUUUAAUGAUUAAACACCGUUAUUUAUUGAUGGUUUACCCUGUGGAAUUGUAUUAUUUCUAACUAUGAAAUAAAAGGGUGAUAUAAAACACA